Striga asiatica is the source of this 1200-nucleotide messenger RNA. The record is from the annotation of a GenBank genome assembly. NCBI's taxonomy places the organism in Eukaryota, Viridiplantae, Streptophyta, Magnoliopsida, Lamiales, Orobanchaceae.
AUGGAUCCACCACCACCACCACCACCACCACCAGCAGUAGCAGUAGUACCCAAACCUCUAAGGUACAACUCCUCACAACAUAAUCCCGUCUUCAAGGCCACCGCCUCGGACAAAUCCCCUCUCAAUUUCCAAUCCUUUUCCCUGUCCAAAAAUCCAAACUAUGAUGACUUAUCCUUCUCAUCUUACGUCAAACCCAAGGACAACGACGAUGAGGAGCCCGAGAUAAGCAUCUUCGACGCCCAUAAAUAUUUCUGCGAAACUAACGACAUAAAAAAUAAUAAUAAUAACAACAAUAUUCAAGAUCCGAGGUUGUCGUCGGUUUCCUCCGAAGGGUACGGCCGGAAUUUUCGAACGAGGUCUUUCAACGCGACCCCGACUGCCUCGUCGGAGGCCAGCUGGAACAGCCAGACGGGCUUGUUGGCCAACCCGCCGGGAUCCGCGGCGGUCACCGUGAAAAACUUGGCCACCUCUGGAGAUCACGGUCUUCAGAGGAAGAGCUCCGGCAAGAAGUGGAUCUUCGGGCGCAAGUGCUGCUGCACAGGAAAGAAAUCGGUUCGGGUCAAGGAGGCUACUGUGGGCCCGGUCGAGACUAAAAACGGGCCUCGGGUCAAAGGCGGUGACGUCGUCCGACACGUGGCGGCGCCGGAUCCGCCGCUGCCGAGGCAGCAGAGGAUAUCGGCGUCGGGUCGGGCGUUCGUGGACGGGUCGGGAGGGUUCUCGUUCCCGGUAUUGAAGAACCCGACCCAGACAGUGAGGGGGAUCCGCCCGGUGGAGGAGGAUCCACCGAGGGACUCGCUGGAGGUGUUCCAGCCGGCGGGAAUCGGCGGCGGUCGGCAUCUGUUCAAGCCGGGGAGUCCGAUCGGACGGAUGGUGGUGGCGAGCACGGAUGACGACAUGGGGAGCGACGCCAGCUCGGAUCUGUUCGAGCUGGAGAGUUUCUCGACACAAACGACGUCGUACCCGAUGUACAGGCGAAGGGACUCGCUGGACGAGGCGCAGAUAUUCGGGGCGCGGAGGUUAGGCGGCGGCGAUAGGAGGAUCGUGGACGAGGAGGCGCCGGCGACGCCGAGCGUGGCGGCGACGGAGUGCUACGCGCCGAGCGAGGUGAGCGUGGACUGGAGCGUGACGACGGCGGAGGGGUUCGACAGGGCCAGCUUGUCAGAAGUUGCACCAAACAAGGCAUUUCGUUUGGCAUAUUGA